Messenger RNA from Homarus americanus (American lobster), 1466 nucleotides. Its product is annotated as protein Star-like. Bases 117 to 1004 code for a protein of 295 amino acids. The transcript has 6 exons. NCBI's taxonomy places the organism in Eukaryota, Metazoa, Arthropoda, Malacostraca, Decapoda, Nephropidae. The record is from RefSeq and is a predicted model, not a curated record.
GGUACAGGAGGACCUGGAGGAAACACGUAAUAUUUCUCCCGGCGACACAAGCCAGACACCUUACCACUGUUCUACCUUACUACUUAUAUUUGUACACUACUUGUUAAUGUGUGACAAUGAUUCGUAUGCGGGGAAUGAUUGUUAUUGGUCUGGCGCUUGUACUAGUUCUCUUCAUGGUGGCCUUCACGUCUGAGUCGUUCAGCCUGAAUAGUUUCCUCCGUCCUGCCCCUCGUUCACCACGUAUUAGUAAAGUUUAUACACAAGAUUAUAAUAGUGUUAGCAUGGCAGCCGACAAUCCAGAAGUUAUACGUGCCCUACGAGAGCAAUUCCUGGUCCCACCAUCAACGCUGCCUUACAAUUUGUCUCAGCCAGAGGAAGAAAAUCCUUCGAUGGGUCAGGCUCAGAGAAUCGACUUCAUAUUGAAAGGAAAGCGGAACGGGUUUUACGUGGAGUGUGGCGCCCUCGAUGGAGAAAUUCGUUCCAACACAUUAUUUUUUGAACGAAAGAGAGGCUGGAAUGGUAUACUAAUUGAAGCUGACCCAAAGAACUUCAAUCAAAUGACUGAGAAGCACAGAAAGGCAUACAUGUCUUCCAGCUGCCUCGCUCCUACGACUCAUCCUACUACAGUAAUGUUUCAACAGCAAGAUAACCAAGGCCAUAUUCUUGGAAAACAACAAGAACACCCAUCAUCUAGUGGGUCUGAUGUUGGUGAUAUUGUAGAAGUGCAGUGCUUUCCUCUCUACUCUUACAUGGUAGCACUUAAUGUCACUACCAUUGACUACUUCAGCUUGGAUGUAGAGGGGGCAGAGUUUGCUGUGCUCAAGACUAUACCCUGGGAUAAAGUGGAUAUUACGACUCUGUCAGUGGAGUUCAUUCACGACCCAGAAGGGAAGGAUGCCAUACAGGAUUAUAUGAAGGAGAGGGGCUAUUACGUUCAUUCGGAAGUUAGACACUACAACUGGUUAGCCAAUGACUUCAUAUUUGUUAAAUAUUCCAAACAAUGAAACAAUGAUUGGUACAAAGUUUUAAUAAGUAUACAAACACUUUUUAUCUCAAAUAAGGUGCCACAAUUACAAAAAUUGAAGCUAGUAUUAAAGAAAAACUUUUGUAAUACUGUACAGUAUUCAGUUUAUUUUUCCUUAUCUAUUAUGUGAAAUGGUAUUUAACUGGUAUGUACUAGUUGUACCAUGAAUACACUUUGUAAACUAUGGGAACAGGAUAUAUGACUUGUGUAAUAUUCAUGAUAUAUAAUGUCAUGUUAGGGAAUCCUGUACUGAGUCAACUUUUAUAUAUACAGUAAGUAAAAUGUAAAACAGCUUAUACAUAGGAUUUAAAUAGGAUGUAUUGUAUUCUUUAAUUGAAAAUUGUAUCUUAAGUUGUGUCUCAUAAGAGAAGAAUGUGGGUGAAAUUCAGGUUGUAGUUCAGUGGCAGUGAUGAAGAAAGAUGAAUAAAUAUAAUUAAUGAAA